GGGGGCGUGCCCAGCCUCGCUCACGGCCUGCCUCUCCGCAACGCAGGAGGGUUUGCUCGCGCAUGCGCACCAGGGAGGAGACGCAGGGGACGCCGGGAGCAGUUCUCCUUGUGCCGUGUGUGAGAGAGUCCCCAGGACACCUACCUAUGAAUGAAAUUGCUGGAUUGAAAGGAAUUUCUUCACAUGGCUUCCGAAGAUGUGACCAUUACGGUUCGCCUCAUUCGUUCAUUUGAGCAUCGCAAUUUCAGACCUGUGGUAUAUUAUGGAGUUCAUUUGGACCAAACUGUAAAGGAAUUUAUAGUAUUUCUAAAGCAAGAUAUCCCUUUGAGGACCAGCCUGCCACCACCAUUCAGAAACUAUAAAUAUGAUAAACUAAAGAUUGUGCAUCAACCACAUAAAUCAAAGACGAAUGAACUUGUGUUGAGUUUGGAAGAUGAUGACAGCCUCCUGUUAAAAGAAGACAGCACCCUGAAAGCAGCUGGAAUCGCCAAUGAAACUGAAAUUGCAUUCUUCUGUGAAGACGACUAUAAGAACUACAAAGCUAAUCCCCUUUCAUCCUGGUGAAAACUUCACAGGACUUCCUUUUUGCAUACUUGUAUUAAGCUCUUUAUUCCACUAGUGAGUUUUUUAAAUUGACAAAUAAACUUAAAAAAAAUUAAUCCCAUCUCUGCCAUUUGA
Aethalodelphis obliquidens (Pacific white-sided dolphin) is the source of this 678-nucleotide messenger RNA. It is a transcript of the gene CUNH2orf76, whose product is annotated as chromosome unknown C2orf76 homolog. The record is from RefSeq and is a predicted model, not a curated record. NCBI's taxonomy places the organism in Eukaryota, Metazoa, Chordata, Mammalia, Artiodactyla, Delphinidae. The transcript is spliced from 7 exons. The coding region runs from base 184 to 564 and encodes 126 amino acids.